Cutaneotrichosporon oleaginosum is the source of this 2290-nucleotide messenger RNA. RefSeq lists its product as uncharacterized. The record is from RefSeq and is a predicted model, not a curated record. NCBI's taxonomy places the organism in Eukaryota, Fungi, Basidiomycota, Tremellomycetes, Trichosporonales, Trichosporonaceae.
UUCUCCCCCUGGAACGUGUUUUGGCCCCUCUCAUACUCUCAUCCUCUCCAUCCUCAUCCUCAUCCUCUCUCUCAUCGUUCAUUUCCAUCUCCUCAUCGCUUCAUCUCACUCUCUCUUCACGUCCGUCGUCUGUCACUCAUCGUCCAUCGACCUUCAUCUCAUCAUCGACCCCCCAGGCCCCCCCUGCCUCCCGCCCCCCCGCCAUGUCGCAACUCCCUCCCACCCCCUCCGAGCCGCGCAUGGCCGCAGUCGGCCCACCUGUAGCUACAACAGUCUCCUCGUACGGCCCAGUUGCCACGACCUCGCCAGACUUUACUUUAUCAACCACCGAGUCCGACCCAUUCGAGCCCACCACCUCGACCAUCUCGACCACCUCGACCACCUCCACCGAUACCUCUGAACCCACCCUCCUCAUCCACUCCGUUUCCACCCCUCCCCUCCCACCAACCACAUCCGCUGUCCUCCCCGACUCCCUCCCAUCACCCUCCCCCCCGCCCUCCAUCUUCACAACCCCCAUCAUCAUCGGUAUCGCCGUCGGUGGCGCCGCACUCCUCAUUGCCAUCGCCAGUAUCUGGUACUGUUGCCGCAGCCGCCGCCAAAAGGCACCCCCCAAACCUAGACCCCCCCGCGGCGGCUAUGCGCGCCAUGGCCACUCUUCAAAAUCUCGCGCGCCAUCGCCCUUGCCCCACUCGCCUCACUACUCACCUCACUCGCCAUCGCAGCACUUUACUCGCGCCGGCCUCAGCCGCGCCGAGGCGCGCGCCAGCGUCCAGGUGUUCUCGAACGCGCACUCCCAGUCGCGCACUCACCUCCCACCCCACCCCCAACCCCAGGCUCAUGCGCGCCUCAAUCCCCCACACGUCUUCGACCCCACCCCUACGUCGACCUUCAACGACGCAGCCACACUCUCCUCGGCAUGGGCGGAUAACAGCGAGAUGGACGCCUUCGCCGUCGACGGAAGCAGCUACGCCCGGACCCUAAGUACCAUGUCGCGCCCAAACUCGGAGUACGACCUCGAGGACGAGGACGAGUACUCCGCUUUCCCACCAUACCAGUCGCAGCGCGCGCUCCAAACGCCGUCGCCCGCAUACCCUCCUGCCUUCCACCCAUCUCCGACGAACACGUUCGGCCCACCCACUCCAGGCUGGCGCGAACGCGAGCCCUCCCCCACCCCUGGCCCCUACUCCCCACCACACCCCCACCACCCGCACACCAUGCCGAUCGGCGGCAUCGUCGCGCCCGUCGCUCCCGCGCCGAGCCAAAUGUCUCUCCCCGGCCCCUCGCGCCGGCCCGACGGCCGCAUCCCAGCCCCCAAGCUCUUGGUGGACACGAAAGCGCCGUUCGACGUCAACGGCAUCCCCCUCUCGUCGAUGGCCACGCCGCGGUCCGGCAUGCCGACGCCCAUGUCGGCGCUGGCCUGGUCCUCGGGUCAGCCCACGCCGGACAGGACGGUCGCCAACCGCGCCCUGUCGCCAGAACACGCCUUCCACCCGCCCUCACGCUCGACCAGCCGUGGUGCGGCUUUUGCUCCGUCGCCAUCUACAGCCUCCGCAUACCCCUCGUCUUCCGCAUACCCCUCGUCCUCGGCCUACCCCACAGCCUACCCAGCACCUCCCGGCGCCGCCUACCCUUACGGCCAAACGCGCGCACUCGUCGCGCGCCAAGGCUCACGGAACGACGAGCGGCCAUCAGCCCUACCAUACGCGGCGGGUGGCUCGGGCAAAGAAGACCCAGGAGCGGGGCCAGCUCCAGGUCUGCGCCGAGGCCCCACGAUCAUCCGGCACGCGGACGCUGGCGCGUUCGACGACGCCCUUCCUGACGACGAAGGAGAGGUGCACCUCCCGCCUGCAUACGACGAGAUCUACGCGCCGAACCCGUGAUUUCGCUUGACUCUGACUCGGACUUUGUUCUGAACACUCACGCCUCCGCCCGCUCUCCCACAUAUCCGCUACCUGUCAUUGCUCCAUGUCUUGCUCGACAAUCCUCCACGCCCACCCAGAACACUCGGCGGCUGGCCCGCCAACCACAGCUACUACAGUCCGCGCGGCGCGCAUCUUAUAAUCCCCCCAGCCUAAUCCCACGCCCCCACACUCCUUGUUGUACUAGAUGGUACAUAUGUACAGGUACACUGCCUACAAUCUAUUCCGUUUCCAGCGGUGUUCGCACGCGCCAUGCGCGCCACGCGGCGCCGGCGCGCGUAGAUGGACAGUACGCGGCACUCAGCACGACCGCGAAAAGCACGGCGGCGGCAAUCGCAGACCACGGCGACACGGCCACAGCCGUGCCGCAC